This is a messenger RNA of Malassezia pachydermatis, 603 nucleotides long. RefSeq lists its product as hypothetical. The record is from RefSeq and is a predicted model, not a curated record. Gene Ontology annotation, biological process: protein deglycation, glyoxal removal; guanine deglycation, glyoxal removal. Gene Ontology annotation, molecular function: protein deglycase activity. NCBI's taxonomy places the organism in Eukaryota, Fungi, Basidiomycota, Malasseziomycetes, Malasseziales, Malasseziaceae. Gene Ontology annotation, cellular component: cytosol; nucleus. The transcript has a single exon. Bases 1 to 603 code for a protein of 200 amino acids.
AUGUCGAAAUCUGUGGCGGUUUUUCUUGCUCAGGGUACUGAGGAGAUGGAAUUCUCCAUCACGUACGACGUGCUCGUACGUGGUGAGGUAAAGGUCACCUCGGUCUAUGUACCUGCUGAUGGCCAGCCUUCGUCGCCACCCGACGGCUACGUUGUGGCCUCGCGUGGUGUGAAGAUUGUGCCCGACACAACUCUGGAGGCCAUGAUGGCACAAGGCGGCCUUGCCCCCUACGAUGGUGUAGUUGUCCCGGGUGGUGCAGGUGGUGCUGAGAUUAUCUCGAAGAAUGCAGCGGUGCAGAAGCUUCUGCAAGAAGCGAUGUCACAGGGCAAGAUCGUCGGAAUGAUCUGCGCUGGCUCGUUGGCGGCGCUCGAGGCCCAAAUCGGCCUGGGUGGCGCUAUUACCAGCCAUCCGUCUGUGGCAGAAAAACUCCAGGCUUCGUACGACUACAAGGAGCAGGCUGUAGCUACAGCUAACAACCUUGUGACCAGCCGCGGACCCGGUACGACAUUCCCCUUCGCUCUUACGUUGGUGGAGAAACUGGUCGGCGCUGACGUGCGCAAGAAGAUUGCGCCACCCAUGAUGCUGGCUCAGGAGCAUUUGUAA